Molecule: messenger RNA, 3304 nt
Organism: Gigantopelta aegis
Lineage: Eukaryota; Metazoa; Mollusca; Gastropoda; Neomphalida; Peltospiridae
Product: calcyphosin-2-like
Exons: 19
Coding region: 84-2042 (652 amino acids)
Molecular function (GO): calcium ion binding
Source: RefSeq, a predicted model, not a curated record
UAAGAAUGUAUUUCCGGUUUUAGUGACAUAUUUGCAAGUUUUUAGAUCUCAGUUUUGUAAGCAAAAAUGACCUGAUUGGGAAAAUGAACUUUGGAAUUCAUGGAACGUCAAGUCCAAGGGUGGACUAUCGCAACCUGCCUGGUAGUGCAAGACGGCCAGGAAGUGCCAGGAGCAACAGAAAUCCCAUAACAGGAGAAGAAAUACCAUGUCCUGUUCCACAUCAGCCUACACAAGACACGUCAAGCAGUCAGAGGCCACAGAGUCGACCUGAUAGUGUUCCUUCUUUAAACCUUAAGUACCUAAAGGACGAGGAUAUUUUCUCGAAGCCAAUUAAUCCGUACCACUACUCCUUGGAUACUCCCAACACAGCCUCCACUGUCAGCUGGGGUUCUCCGCAAAAUACCAGUAGAUUUGAGUACAAGUCACAGAAAGCCAGCUCGUCCGUGCGACCUAAUGGAGUUCCAGGGUUGUCUAUAGCUGCUCAAGAGCCAGCACAGAGAUCGUACAGAAAGCCUCUAUCUGCCAAGCCGAAACAGCCGAGUGCGUGGGACAAGGAGCCAGUCCCGGAGAAUGUGGCGCCUCCUUCCGUCCACCACCAGCAGAUGUACAAACAAUACCAGGAUGAGCUGAAGCAGUCAUACAGAGCUCACGUGGCCCAGACAGACAUCCGAGAGAAGGAUAUUGCUGAGAAAAUGGAAGCGUUAAAGAAGAUGAAGACUGCCCCUCCGCCGGAUCUGAUCAGUGACAUCAACAACUCGGCCGUCAAUGACGUCAGUGACGAGGAAGAUGUGUUACAACAAAGCUGGGCCAAGCAGAGAUACUCCACACAGCAGCUGUUGAGGAAAAUGGAUGCUGAUGGGCUUUUGGAGUACAACAAAAAGGAGAAAUUGUUAGAAACCGUUCUAGCAGACCAGCUGUCAAGAGCUGUAAUCAGUGAUCCAGAGCAGAAUCAAAGAACUUCAUUCAAGGCUUAUGACCACAGGAAAGGCAGAGGAAGCAACCGUUUCAUGCACGAGUCUAGAGUGAGUACCCCAUCUACUGCAGAAGACCUUAUGUCAAAGAGAGUUCGAUUUGGGGCAAGGAUUGUAUCAAGAAAUGGACAUGAUGCAUUGAGAGAACUGACGGGUUUCUUCUUUCACUGGGACAACACUCUGACCAUUUAUGAAUUCAGGCAGUUUGGGAAAAGUGCCAAGGCAAUGCCAUUCAUACAUCGAGGUCAGUUUGUGCAACCAAAAGGCCCGAAAUGUGGUAACCCAUACACACUGGCUGACAUUUGCUCUGGUUCGAAUCUGUACAUACCCACCAGUGACCAGCACUGUCUCCCGGCUACAAUGGUCGACAAGAAGUAUGCUAUUUUUAGAAUAACAGAUGUCGAUAAGGAAAUAAAGGCAGAACUUCUACUUGAUGGUGUAGCCACUACAGAGAGACAGGCUACAUUUGCCAGACUUCACUUCCCCAGCAAGGAGGAAUAUGAGAACCAGCAAAUACUCCAUUACAUACAGAGUGACGUGAAAGACAGAAUCAAGAAGCGAGCUAUUAAGACGGUGAUCGGCUUGGGACGGUAUUAUCGUAAGCUGGAUGACUACGACACCGGUCUUCUCAUUCAGAAUGAACUUGAGGCAGGACUUGGAGCUUUUCACAUUGAUGUAUCACAACAGAGUCUUGACGCCGUGUGGGAGAUACUGGACCCAGAAGGGAGUGGCUCAGUCGACUACGGAGAUUACAUGAGAGCUAUUCUAGGAGAGAUGAACGAGUACAGGAAGUCACUCAUUAGAAAGGCUUUUCAGAAGGUAGAUACAGGAAAGAAGGGAUUUAUAACUGUGAAUGAGAUCAAGAAAUUCUUUAGUCCCAAUUACAAGCCAUCAAAAUCUUCAGAUGUUGAUGGUAGUGCACUGCAGGCAUUUCUAAAUGCUGUGUGUGUGUCGUCCAAGCAGGAGGAAGUGCAGUAUGUUGAGUUUGAGGAAUACCACGAGGGUCUCAGCAUUGGGGUGGCCACGGAUCAGGACUUUGCAAACAUUCUGCGAAACACUUGGACCAUCUAGCACAUAUCAAACUGUGACUAUCUAGUACAAUGUCUAACACUGAUCAACUGAUCAUCUAGUAUAAUGACAUGGUAAACUGUGAUCAUAUAGGCCAUGUCAAACACUUGGACCAUCUCAUGCAUGUUAAACACUUGGACUGUCUAGUACAUGUUAAACUGUGACUCAUCUAGUACAGUGUCAAACACUGAUCAUCUAGUACAAUGUCAUGGUAAACUGUGACGAUCUAGUACAGUGUCAAACUGUAACCAUUUAGUUAGUACAUGUUAACACUUUGACCACAUAGGCCAUGUCAAACACUUAGACCAUCUGGUACAUGUCAAACACUUGGACCAUCUGACACAUGUUAAACACUUGGACCAUCUGACACAUGUUAAACACUUGGACCAUCUGACACAUGUUAAACACUUGAACCAUUUGGUACAUGUUAAACACAUGGCCCAUCUAGUACAUGUUAAACACUUGGACCAUCUGGUACCUGUUAAACCCUAGGACCAUGUAGAACAUGUUAAACACUUGGACCAUCUAGUACAUGUUAAACUAAUAUGUCUGUGAUAUUUUGUUGCCGUCCCAUUGUCAUUAUUCUUGUGGUUUCUGUGGUAAAUUGUCAUGUUAUAAGAAGAGAUGAAAAUGUUCUGGAUUAUUUGCUUCAGGAUACUCCCAAAAACUGUUUGUGUCUUUGGCCUUUGAUGAAAAGCUCAUGUUAAUGUUCUAUAUUUCAAGACAGAUUUGUUUUUGUUAAGUGUUAUUUUUUAAUCCAUGCAUAAGUAACAUUAAAAAUUCAAGUCCUAGAAAUAGCAUUGAAGGCAAAAAUCUUUCAGUGUUAAAUUAUUUAUGUAUUUUUAUUAGUUUUACCUCUGUUCCAUUUCUGUUAUAAACAUUUAGGAGACAGUGCUUAAACAUAGUCUUAUAUGUACAAUGUCCUUUUAUAAAAAUUAUGUUACUAUUAUUUUGUAUUUUCCAAAAAGAAAGUUCACUUUGGUAUUGUCUUACUCAAGAUAUUAAUAUUGGAUUGAUGUAUACUAGUAUUAAAAUAAAUACAAAUGUAUUAUAUCUAAUUGUGGUUCCGGGUUCUGAACACGCAUGUUAGCAGUUUGUCCAGGAAUGUUUAGUCAAUGUUUUGUGAAUAUUUAGUCAGUAUAAUCAUUCUAGAUGGAGGGGCGGGACGAAGCCCAGUGGUAAAGCACUCGCUUGAUGCGCGGUCGGUUUAAGGUCGAUCUCCAUUGGUGGGCCCAUUGGGCUAUUUCUCGUUCCAGCCAGUGUAC